Symbiodinium sp. CCMP2592 is the source of this 1905-nucleotide messenger RNA. NCBI's taxonomy places the organism in Eukaryota, Dinophyceae, Suessiales, Symbiodiniaceae. The record is from the annotation of a GenBank genome assembly.
AUGAACUUUGCAGCAAGCCUUUCCAGCACCUCUCCUUUGCUGCAGGUCAAGAUCCGUCUGAGGACAUGGCUGGUUGAGAAGGACUUGCUGAAGAGCACGGUCUCUGACAUCUGCCAUGCUCCACCGCUGACUUUGCCAGCAGCCAGCCAGGGCGAAUCCCCUCAAAAGAAGGCCAGGGUCCACUCUUACAAGGAGAUGUUUAACGGUGGCAACUGUGUUCGGAGCCUUCAGAGGUCCAAGGUCUACGAGGCCGGUGGCUCCAUUUUGUGGAUGUCUCCUUUUCCGGCUCCACCGGAAGGCAAAUCCCAGGAGUAUGGGUCUGUGAUCAAGCCCUCGGACUUCACGUAUUCGCAGAUGGUCGAGGCGCAAAGUCUGUUUCAGGCCAGUGAUGUCUACCACGAUGGGCGCAUCUUGUACCCGAAUGUGAUUCAGUGCAUGGUCUCGGUCAUUGACCCAUUGCUGGGCAAGGUCAAGGACUUUCCACAGAGUUUGUCUCUCAUCAGCGGCCACUUGCCACUCUAUGCCUGGUGGCUUUCGGUCUACGAGGCCCUCCAGGAAAGCGCUGAUGAUCGAUUGCUUCGUCUCUGGCAGGCCGGUCUCACAGCCACCAUUCAGAUACAUCUGGUGGACUCGGACGGCCAGCUUGCUCGUCUAUGCAUUGCUUCCUCUGAAGCGCUGAGAAAUUUGCAGGCCAGCAACGACAGCUUGAUGGCUUUCUGCGAGAGGCUGGUGGUCUUGACAAAGUCUUACAAAGUGCAGAAACAGCAGGAUGUCUUGGACCGUCUCAAGAAGGACGGGGUCUUGUUCCAGGGCAGGGCAAUCAACAAGAAUGUCUUGGUGGCAGCCGAAUCCAUUCAGCGGCACAUGUCGCCAGAGGCACGGCAAACCCUGGUCUACCUGUCUUCCAAGUAUGGGACGUCGGUCUUGACCGAGCAGGUUGGCAAACUCUACAAGAUCAUUUUGAUGAUCAGCCGACUCACGUCGAGCCGACUUCCCGGGGAGAACACCGCCAAUAUCUUGAGUCUGGUCUUGUCGCAGAUCGCGAAUGCCUUGGACUUGGAGAUCCUGAAGACCUCCCAGCUAACGGGCGAAGGUCUCACUGGCAAGGAGGGCAAGGACGCACAAAACAUCACCAAUGCGGAUGAUGUGCCGAUCGUCUCGCUUUGUCUGACCCAGAUUAGCGUUGCUUUCAAUGCGAACCAGAGUCUGGGGCUUCUGGACGAUUGCCCCAAAUCGGUCAAGGAGGCUUUGAGCAGACUGCUGGACCCGCAGAAGUUCCGCUUGGAGCUGGACUUGUCUUUCGCAAGCGUGCAGAGCUCAGGGCUGGACCCACCGGCCACUACCUAUGACGAGGCCUCCCACAUGACUUUGGACCGGGUCAAGGAAUCGCUGAAAGACGUCACAUACACCGGACAGAAGGCCAACUUCGACCCCUUGGUGGACUGGGCCUUUUCGCUGGCAGACGGCCAGCUGAUGAGCAGCCUCAGAAAGUUGUCUCUUGAGAGCGACAUCAGCAAGGCAUUGGUCUCUGGGGACUUGGAGGUGGCCAAGGAACUGCGUGAGGCCAUGAAGGUCUUUGAACAGGUCGCAAGCGACACCCCAGCGCCAGCCAUGAGCUGGCAGCAGCUGAUGGAGAUCGGGCACGACACAGAGCAGGAUGCCGAUCUCAGGAAGAUGUUCAAGAAGCAAGAGCGCGAGGAGGUCUGGAGCAGGGCCAGCACAGUCCGGAAGAGUCUGGUCUCUUACUCGUCUUUGACGAACUGGAAACGGUCUUCCCUGGAUGCAGCCUACAAAGCGUCGCCUUGUGUCUCCUUCACUGGGGAGAUGAACAAAAAGUUUAUGCUCUUCCAUCUUGCUGCGGACCUCUGCUUCGAGGGCGAAAAGGGCUGGUCUGGACCGGCGUAG